AGCCCUGGCCUUGCCGAGCUCCGUUUCUAGAUUCUCACUCGUCCCGCGCCCUUCUGGGCGCCCGACACCGACUGGCCCGCCAGGGUCCAGCCACCCCCUCCUGGACUGACCAGGCUAAAGGGACCGCAGUGGAAAAGGUCAAGUCUAGAGCGCCCGCCACCCGGUGCCCGCCGAGCCGGGGAGCGCAAACACCGCGCGCAGCCCGGCUCGCCAAGUAGCGGAGCGGAGCGGCCCCAGCCACCUCCUGCAGCCGCGCGUCUCAGCGUGGCGUGCUCGCUCCGGGUCCGCCGCUCCGGGGUCGGCCUGGGGAGGCCAGGGAGCCGGGAGCCCGGUGCCCCUAUGUGCCGCCGCGCCACCGCGCCGCCCCAGCUAUGACCCUGAGCACGGAGAUGUCCGAUGCCUCCGGCCUCGCGGAGGAGACAGACAUCGACGUGGUGGGGGAGGGCGAGGACGACGAGGAGGAGGAGGAGGACGAUGACGACGAGGGCGGCGGCGGCCGCCGCGGCAGCGGGUCCGGGUUGCCCAGCUCGGCCCAGCGGCGGCGGCGCUCUUACGCCGGGGAGGACGAUCUCGAGGACCUGGAGGAGGACGACGACGACGAUGACCUGCUGCUGGCCUCGCGGCCCGCCGCGUCCCCCGCGCCUCCGGGUCCUGCGCCCGCUCCGGGGACGGGGUCCGGCGGCUGCAGCGGCGCGGGAGCGGGAGGCGGCGCGGGAGGUGGUACGGGCGCGGGCACGGGCGGGGGCGCUAAGAAUCCGCUGGUGAAGCCGCCCUACUCGUACAUCGCGCUCAUCACCAUGGCCAUCCUGCAGAGCCCCAAGAAGCGCCUGACGCUCAGCGAGAUCUGCGAGUUCAUCAGCAGCCGCUUCCCUUACUACCGAGAGAAGUUCCCCGCCUGGCAGAACAGCAUCCGUCACAACCUGUCGCUCAACGACUGCUUCGUCAAGAUCCCGCGCGAACCGGGCAACCCGGGCAAGGGCAACUACUGGACCCUCGACCCGGAGUCCGCAGACAUGUUCGACAACGGCAGCUUCCUGCGGCGCCGCAAGCGCUUCAAGCGCCAGCCGCUACUUGCUCCCCACGCGGCGGCCGAGGCGCUGCUGCUGCGCGGUGCGGGGCCGGCAGCGGGAGCGGGGGACCCGGGCGCCGCGCUCUUCCCGCCGCCGCCGCCGCCGCCCGCCUGCGGCUACGGAGCCUACGGCUGCGCCUACGGCCUGCAGCUGCCACCCUGCGCGCCGCCCUCCGCGCUCUUUGCCGCUGCCGCCGCGGCAGCCGCCGCCGCCUUCCAUCCGCACUCGCCCCCGCCUCCUCCUCCGCCGCCGCCGCCUCCCGGUGCGGCCGCCGAGCUGGCGCGGACCGCUUUCGGCUACCGGUCACACGCGCUGGCCGCCGCCCUGCCCGGCCCGUUGCAGGCGGCCGCAGUCAAGGCGGGAGGCCCGGGCGCCGCAGCGCUCUCACGCUCGCCCUUCUCCAUCGAGAGCCUCAUCGGGCGCACUCGGGGUCCCGCGGCCGCCGGGGCGCACGCCUCGUCCGGGGCCGCCAGCGGGACCGCCCCGGGACCCGGGGGCGGGGGUUGCGCAGUGCAGGCGGCUGCUGGUCCCGCCGUCGCGCUCACCCGCUCGCUCGUGGUCGCCGCCGCGGCCGCCGCCUCCUCUGUGUCCUCGUCCGCCGCGCUGGGAACUCUGCACCAAGGGACUGCGCUGUCCAGUGUGGAGAACUUUACUGCUAGGAUUUCCAAUUGUUAGAAACGCCGUUAGCGCGCGGGAGAGAGCGAAGGUAGGACCCCCGGCUUCUUUCUCCGGAUGGGGGGUUGGUUUCGUUAGCCCCUCCCGGUCCUCGGCGACCUCGCGCCCCCAUUUUCGCCGCUUCGGAUUCUUGGACCAGACUGUGUUGGGCGACAGCUGGGGCGUCACGCAGUUUAGCUCAGAGGGUCCAUCUAUUUAUGCAAAAUCGCCCUAUGCUGCAACCCUGACUUGGGGUGGGAAGGAGGGGAGUCGCUCUGUCUUGGCACUAGGAAUUUCCUUGACUUUUGACAAAUUGAGAAAAAAAAAAAAAACAAGCAAAAUCAUCAAAACUAAGACCUUUUUGAGGUGUAGAGAUUCUCAGGUCCAGGCGUUUAAGAAAAAAAAAAAAUCAGUAAUGUUUAAAUGCAGCUUAUAGAAAACCAGUAAAAGUCUCCAAGAAAUGCCUCUACUUGUUCACUCUUGUUUGGUAUACUUUUUUCAUGGAAAGAAAAUAAAAAGAAAAAAAUUAACAUGUUUACACAAGAAACAAGUCGAAAUUUUCCUAUUUUUAACCUGUGUUUUGUAUCAUAAUGGACAUGCGGAAUUUUUAUUUUGUACUUACUACGUAUUCUUUGCAAGGAGUAUUGUAAAUUUUACUGGCAAUUAUUAUUGUACUAUUCUAAUGUAAGAUUUUUACACUUUUUUUCAGAAAUAAAAUGCUUAAUUUUCAAAGAAAAGCCACCUAAGUAAUUGGCUGAAUUGUCCCUUUCUUAGUUUCUUUUCUGUUAAGAAGAAAAAAGGUGGAAUAGAUGAGUCUGAACUCAGUCCAGGAUCUACUUAAACAGUACUUUCAAAGAAAGACUAACAAAACCGGGAUGCCAUACUGCCACAGUUCUUCAUUUAAACUUUCCAAGUCAAAGCCACCCGCUGCACGGAACUUGUUUUUAGUGACAGCAAAUGAAAGCUUUGUUACUUUGCUACAUAAUUCCAAGUCCAAGCUUUGUCCAUGUUUAAGAUCAGGGAGAUGUUUUAGUCACUCUAAGGUAAUUUAACAGGAGUGUUCAAUUUUAUUUUAGAAAUUCUCGAGUUAAUUUCGGCUCACUUAUCAGCAAAAUGUUGUACAAAAAAAAUGCUCAAACACUAUGUUAAACUGGGAUGGGAACAACACAGGCAGGGCCCAUCUCUAGUUUACAAUUUUAACAGCAAAAAAGAGAUGAGGAGAUUAUCUGUUUAAAGGUGUAAACGUCCUGGAUAAGCAAAUAUUUACAUUUAUAUCAUGAAUUAUAUAUGAAAGUUCUGGUCUUUAAGGUAAAAGCGAGUCCAGGGAUUAUACAAAUGAGUUCUGAGUGCAAAGGCAAGAUGACUGGGAUUUUGGCUUAAAAUGAAUAACCCAAGCGCAAGAGAAUUUGUCAACUUUAACAGAGUAUGUGGUUCAAAGAUUUAACGAUGAAAGUACCUGGGUGUUUACAGAACUAAAUAACAGUUUGGGUGAUUUAGGGCAUCCCUUUUCGAAUUUUAAGGCGUUCAGUGCUGGUUACAUUCAACUUGUAGUUCCUUUUAGAAGCUGAGGCUAGUCUUGGCUACGUACAGAUGGUACUGCGAGCCCUGCUUAUAGCAGAUGGGUGCAUAUGUAACACAUAAUUUGAAUGCUUUGGGUCAGCAGGUUGCAGUAGAGAUCUGUUUGUUCAGUUUCUUUAAAGUGUGGUAAGUGUACACACUAUAAUAUCUGAAGACUCACAGAUUGAAUCUAUCUAAUCAUGACGUCUGCAUAACAGGCCAGUACUGUGCAGGGCUGGCCAUAUUUGAAGCCUGGUCUCUUCUGAAGAAGAAAAAGACUCAAAACCUCAAGAUGAAAUUCUGUUUGUUUGCACCCUCCCCCCCCCCCCAAGAGAUUUGUGGAGGAUGGUAAAUUUGAGGUUAGAGUAAAGAUAUUUACACCUGAAAAGUACCACUAAAUAUAUAGCAAGUUGUAGGUGAAGAUCUUAUAUUCAAAGGCUUCUUGUACUCUAAUAAAAAUUUUAAAGAAAGCAGACCCGGAGCCCCAGACCCUCUGCAUCCCAGGAGCCCUUUUGCAGAGGCGUUCGCAGGCAGGAUCCAAAGGUAAACCAUAGAGAGGCACGGCACCUCCUGAAGGUAGACUUGUGCAAUGCACAGAGCCGACUUUUGGAUUUGAAAGUUAUUGCGAAGAAAGGCAAAACCAAAACUGUGCGAUUCUUCACCUCCUUCCCCCCCCCCCCAGGAUGAAUGUGUAGCUGCCCAGAAAGCAGGGAAUCUCAGCUACGUCUUUUCUUUUGAUCACACAUCUUCACAUCUUAAUAAAGUGCGGAGUUUUAUUCCCGUCUCCAUAGGCUUUCAGUACACGAGGUUCAGGGUGGCUCAGUGCUGGCGCUGGGGUCCCUGUGCUUGGCUCCCACAUCACCCUCGCGGGCAGCAGACCACAAACCUGCUUUUGGUCAGGCUGGGUGCCGUGAGCUUGUUUAGUCUGUUGCAUACCACCAGGUUCAGCCUACUUUCUGAGAUUUGGGCGUUUGCUGUGGGCUUUACUCAGCAAACCUGGUCGGCGAACUGAUGCUGGGUACAGUAAGAGGCCCUAAGGUAUGGGCCCAGAGCCGUAAGGACUUUGGGUGUAGACCGAGGAGUGGACCGUGGGCCUUGGGCUGGUGAGCCCGGAGAGUGGGGCACGCCUGGCCAGGCUGUGCUGACAAGCAGGUGUUGGAACAAAGGCAGCGGGUCUACCCAGGCCUUUGAUGGGCAAGGAUGUCUCCUCCUGGGGCUCCUCAUUCGCAUGCAAAUCCAGUGCUGGUCCCCCACCCCACCCCUUUUCUUUGAAGGCAAACAGAAGGAUGUUUGUGUGUUUGUAGGCAAGAAGGCUGCUCGAACAGGCCUUCCUCAAUAGCCUGGGUCUCGAAAAAUAAACCAGUUGGACAAACAUUGGCCACCAGCUCUCCUCCUCCCGACUACAAAGUGUGGAUUUGCUACAACUCAUUAACCCGACGCCUUUCUCUCCUCUCCUUGUUUCUUUACUCAUCAAACGCCCCCGUAGAGCUUGGAGACAAAUGACCGAAGCGCUGUCGGGAGGGAAUUGCAGUUAAUGGGGAGAGGGAUAUAUUGGGGCUAAUGGUUCAGGCAGCUCCCGAGGAAGGACCACACAAAAAGGAGCCUCUCCAUUCAAGGCUCUGUUGUGCUGCGGGGAUUUAAUCUGCAGCUAGAUUUAGCCAAAUGUUAUCUAUUGCGGGGGUAAUGAAGCCCUUAUGGGCUGAAUCGCUCCUUGUACCACACAUGGUGUCAUGACCUCAGAUUGCUUCUUGGUUGAUUUCUUUCUCUAUCGGGUAAUUAUUUUA
Mus caroli (Ryukyu mouse) is the source of this 5065-nucleotide messenger RNA. RefSeq names its product forkhead box D1 (gene Foxd1). Gene Ontology annotation, biological process: cell differentiation; anatomical structure morphogenesis; regulation of transcription by RNA polymerase II. The record is from RefSeq and is a predicted model, not a curated record. Lineage: Eukaryota; Metazoa; Chordata; Mammalia; Rodentia; Muridae. Gene Ontology annotation, molecular function: DNA-binding transcription factor activity, RNA polymerase II-specific; RNA polymerase II cis-regulatory region sequence-specific DNA binding.